AUGGCUGAAAAAUAUCAGCAGUUGAUCAAGCUUAUCCUUGUCGGUGAUAGUGGAACUGGAAAGUCUUCUCUUCUUCACAGGUUUGUGGAGGAUGAUUUUUCAGAACAGCAGGCCCAAACAAUUGGUGUUGAGUUUGGCUCGAAAAUCGUUCAGCUUGCAGGCCGCAAAGUUAAAUUACAGAUAUGGGAUACUGCAGGGCAGGAAAGGUACAAGUCUGUUACAAGAAGCUAUUAUAGGAGUGCAAUAGGAUGCCUAAUUGUUUAUGAUAUUACUCAACGUUCAACAUACGAAAGUGUGCCACAAUGGCUAAACGAUGUUCGACAUCUUGCUGGAAAGGAUGUUGUUGUUAUGCUUAUAGGCAACAAAAGUGAUCUCUCUGAUUGUCGGCAAGUGCAGCACAACGAGGCCUCUUUGUACGCUCUUGAAAACGGUCUUCUCCACUUUGAAACUUCCGCUGCUUCGGGGGAAUUUGUGAGUGAGUCUUUUUUGAAGGUUGCUAAGAUGGGAUUGAGCAUGACUACAGAAGAUGUUAGUAUAGGAGAGAAUAGGUUGCUGGAUGUUCCAGCUGAUCAAAACCCUGGAAAUGUUUAUUCGUGUGUUUGCUAA
Molecule: messenger RNA, 606 nt
Organism: Trypanosoma rangeli
Lineage: Eukaryota; Euglenozoa; Kinetoplastea; Trypanosomatida; Trypanosomatidae
Product: ras-related rab-4
Exons: 1
Coding region: 1-606 (201 amino acids)
Biological process (GO): regulation of endocytosis
Cellular component (GO): endosome
Molecular function (GO): GTP binding; GTPase activity
Source: RefSeq, a predicted model, not a curated record